Molecule: messenger RNA, 610 nt
Organism: Drosophila innubila
Lineage: Eukaryota; Metazoa; Arthropoda; Insecta; Diptera; Drosophilidae
Product: larval cuticle protein 1-like
Exons: 2
Coding region: 37-456 (139 amino acids)
Cellular component (GO): chitin-based extracellular matrix
Molecular function (GO): structural constituent of chitin-based larval cuticle
Source: RefSeq, a predicted model, not a curated record
CUCUUCGUUCUACAACUGCAAAACAUUUCAAUCAAAAUGUUCAAGGCUCUGAUGAUCUGCGCUAUCUUCGGACUGGCCGUUGCUGCCGUCCACCAAGUUCCACAUGCCGAACAUCAUGUUGAGCAUCAUGCAGGUGGAUCCCAUGACGAUGUGCACGCAGAGGUUCUUAGCCAGAAGGUCGAUGUACGUCACGACGGCUUCGAUGCAUCCCUGGAGACCAGCAACCACAUUAUACGAGAAGAUCACGGUAAUGAGCAUGGCCAACAUGGCGCCUUUAGCUGGAUCUCUCCCGAGGGUCAGCACGUUGACAUUAAGUACACUGCAGAUGAGAAUGGCUACCACCCAGAGGGAGAUGUCAUUCCCGUUAUCCCUGAACAUGUACAUCGCCUUAUUGAAUACAAUGCAGCACACUCCCACGAAGAUGUCCAUUCCCAUGGCCAUGACAUUCACCACUAAAAGGAUGUCACUUCCUACAAGGAGUCUUUUUAAUGAACCUGGAUCGCACACUUGACUAAUCUCGGACAUUUCUCUGUAGUCUUUAAGAUUUAAACCUCCAAAAAAUGUUGUUUUUUUUUUUGACAAGCAUAAUAAAUACGUAUUUUCAAAUAAA